This is a messenger RNA of Rhizophagus irregularis DAOM 181602=DAOM 197198, 774 nucleotides long. The record is from RefSeq and is a predicted model, not a curated record. Lineage: Eukaryota; Fungi; Glomeromycota; Glomeromycetes; Glomerales; Glomeraceae.
AUGGAAUAUAAUGAUAGUAAUUUUGUGAAUAAAGAAAAUGAAUAUGAAGAUCAAACAGUAGAUAGUAAAACUAAACAAUAUGACAAUAGUAAUAAAAUACACAAUUUUUCUGGAAAGGCAGGACCUUAUUUUUCUAAUUUUACACAUUUUUUAUUAUUUAUGUGGAUUACAAAACACCAAAUAGGUUGCGAGGCAUAUCGGGAUUUUUCAAAUAUUAUCAAACAUCCAGAUUUUAAUAUCAGUGAUGUUCCAUACUCUAUUAUUACAAUUAAAAAAUACCGGGAUAGUUUACCAUUAAUUUCAUUUAAUGGUUAUGAUAUUGAACUUAAUGAUCGUGAUACUCCUUCAACAUCAAAACCAACUCGUCAAGCAUUUGUAUUUCAAUUAAAAAGAAUUUUACAACGUAUAAUGCUAAAUCCAUCAUUACGUGAUCAAAUGUAUUUUGGUUCAGGUAUUUAUUCCAAAAUUAGACAAGAACUAUGGCAUGGUGAUAUUUGGCAUAAAUCACCAUUAUUUGGCACUACAUACAUCUAUAUAAAUAAUGCAGAAAGAAUACUUGAUUUUAAUUCAUUACCAAAUCUUCUGAAAUCUCGUCAAAGAAAAAAUCAAAUUAAUAAUACACAAAAACUUUGGAUGACUUAUGAGAAUGAAAUGAUUGAACUCAAUUGGAUUGAAUCUAAAAUCAAUGUAUGGCUUAUGGAUACGAAAAAACCUGACAAUUAUGAUUAUUGUAUUAAUGAAAUUGUCUAUAAGCAGGGUUGGGAAUUGUACUAG